Molecule: messenger RNA, 810 nt
Organism: Cuculus canorus (common cuckoo)
Lineage: Eukaryota; Metazoa; Chordata; Aves; Cuculiformes; Cuculidae
Gene: MRPS15
Product: mitochondrial ribosomal protein S15
Exons: 8
Coding region: 50-754 (234 amino acids)
Biological process (GO): translation
Cellular component (GO): ribosome
Molecular function (GO): structural constituent of ribosome
Source: RefSeq, a predicted model, not a curated record
CUCGACCAAGAUGGCGGCGCCCACGUCGGUGCGGCGGUGAUCGGGGGCAAUGCUGGCGCUGCGGACGGCGCUGGGACGGGGCCUGGCGGGGACGGGCCGCGGCGGGGCCGCUUGCAGUCCCUUUAUUCAGACGGCAAGAUGUUACGCCAGACCUGUGAGAAGGAGGUUGAAAGACAUCCCCAGCCAUUUGGAUGAUCUUCCUCCAACGAUGCUGAAGAAAGAUUAUGCCAAUGUCCCAAUCAUAAAUAGUGUUGAUGAUGUAGUGAGGAGACUGUUGUCCCUGGAAAUGGCAAGCCAGAAGGAGAAGGUGAAAAUAAAGACACAGCAGCUAGUGGAGAAGGUCAGGAGGUCUCCCAAUGACAAUGGCUCCAUUGAGGUACAAGUUGCUAUGUUGACUGCCAAGAUACGCACUUACGAGGAACAUCUUCAGAAGCAUCCCAAGGAUAAAAACAACCGUCGCCGCAUGCUGAUGGAUAUAGAUCGCCGGAAGAGACUACUGGCAUAUCUCCGCCGUGUCCGCUAUGAUACCUUUGAGAACACCUGCAAGCAGCUGAAUAUCCAGUACACCCUGCCCCCUCCCUACAGCAGAAGGAUCACCAAGCGCUGGCGGGUGAAGAAGGCUCUCUGUCUCAAGGUUUUUGAGGAGGUGCGGAAGAUGAAAGCUGAAGAGAGAUUAAAGCAGAGAAAAGAGCGGCGAGCAAGAGUGAGGGCUGCGAAGGAGAAGCAGGCACAGUGCGAGGGCACCCCAGUGUAGCAGCGCACUGAGGCUGUGACAGGGCCAGUCUCUUUAACAAUAAAUAACUACCUAAA